Molecule: messenger RNA, 1353 nt
Organism: Fulmarus glacialis (Northern fulmar)
Lineage: Eukaryota; Metazoa; Chordata; Aves; Procellariiformes; Procellariidae
Gene: FZD3
Product: frizzled class receptor 3
Exons: 3
Biological process (GO): canonical Wnt signaling pathway; non-canonical Wnt signaling pathway
Cellular component (GO): plasma membrane
Molecular function (GO): Wnt receptor activity; Wnt-protein binding
Source: RefSeq, a predicted model, not a curated record
AUGCGAGUUUUUCAUAUUAUCCUACUAAAUAAGCAGCUAGCAAUUCAUGAUAUGUCUGUCAGUUACACAAGCACUAAAAGGAAUCAAGUUUAUAUGACUGUUAUUGGAGAGUGUGAAGCUAAGCCUGAAUCCUCAAAGCCGUUUCAUCCGAUGGUGAAUUUGGAAUGCUCCAGAGAUUUUCGACCGUUUCUGUGUGCCCUCUAUGCUCCUGUGUGCAUGGAGUACGGCCGUGUCACUCUCCCUUGUCGCAGACUCUGUCAAAGAGCGUACAGCGAGUGCUCCAAACUCAUGGAGAUGUUUGGGGUCUCUUGGCCUGAGGAUAUGGAGUGCACCAGAUUCCCAGAUUGUGAUGAGCCAUAUCCUCGUCUUGUUGACCUCAAUUUAGCUGGGGAGCCCACAGAAGAGGCCCCAAUGGCAGUACAGAGGGAUUAUGGUUUUUGGUGUCCUCGGGAGUUGAAAAUUGACCCUGAUCUGGGUUACUCUUUCCUGAGCGUACGGGACUGUUCCCCUCCUUGCCCAAAUAUGUACUUUCGCCGUGAAGAGCUCUCCUUUGCUCGCUACUUCAUCGGAGUGAUCUCCAUCGUCUGCCUUUCUGCUACCUUGUUUACUUUUUUAACUUUUCUGAUCGAUGUCACAAGAUUUCGCUAUCCAGAAAGACCGAUAAUAUUUUAUGCUGUCUGUUACAUGAUGGUGUCAUUAAUUUUCUUCAUUGGCUUUCUGCUUGAAGACCGAGUAGCGUGUAACGCAUCUAGCCCUGCCCAGUACAAGGCUUCCACAGUGACACAGGGCUCUCACAACAAAGCUUGCACCAUGCUUUUCAUGGUGCUCUAUUUCUUUACAAUGGCUGGCAGUGUUUGGUGGGUCAUUCUUACCAUCACAUGGUUCUUGGCAGCUGUGCCAAAAUGGGGCAGUGAAGCAAUCGAGAAGAAAGCAUUGCUCUUCCACGCCAGUGCCUGGGGCAUUCCAGGAACUCUAACCAUCAUCCUCUUAGCAAUGAAUAAAAUUGAAGGUGACAAUAUUAGCGGCGUAUGUUUUGUUGGCCUCUAUGAUGUGGAUGCAUUAAGAUACUUUGUACUUGCACCUCUCUGCCUGUAUGUUGUUGUUGGAGUUUCCCUUCUGCUAGCUGGCAUUAUCUCUCUCAAUCGGGUUCGCAUUGAAAUCCCAUUAGAAAAAGAGAACCAGGACAAACUAGUGAAGUUCAUGAUCCGGAUUGGCGUGUUCAGUGUUCUGUACCUCGUGCCACUGUUGGUUGUAAUUGGCUGCUAUUUCUAUGAGCAGGCUUAUCGAGGUGUGUGGGAGACGACGUGGAUUCAAGAACGUUGCAGAGAAUAUCACAUCCCGUGUCCCUAUCAG